AUGAAAUUUUUAGUGGUGUGCCCCAACGGGUCAGCUCUUCGAAUCGGUGAUGAUUGGCAGCGUUGUCAAACAUCAGCCGAUUGUCCAUCAUCGCAUAGCUGCAACAGCGUUCUUCAUGUGUGUUGCCCCACAUCUCGUAAGUACUUUCGAGCAGCUGACCUGUCUUUUGAACAACAAGUAACUUCAGAGACUAUAUGCACUCAACCAAAGCAGCCUGGGGACUGCACAUCCGCAGUAAGACGUUAUUGGUACAACUCAGCGUCCCGCCACUGUGAAAUGUUUUACUACACUGGAUGUCAAGGAAAUGACAAUAAUUUCAACACACUCGUGCUUUGUCAGCAAACUUGCAAAGGCAUAAUAGGAUGUGCGAAUGGAGCAGCACCAUUAACUGAAGAAAAAUCGAAUAGGCCAGUGGAGUGCUCAGUCUCCCAUCGUUGUCCUUCGACGCAUGAAUGUGUUGGUUUGCCUUCCAAUGGUGAAAUUCUGCACCGCUGCUGUCCAACAAAAGCAUUUAUAUGCAGCCAAGCACCACAGCAAGGAAGUCAGUGUUCGAUGGUUUCCAUAACCCGUUACUACUUCAACCUUGUGACUAGGCAGUGCACAACAUUCCAGUACAAUGGUUGCAAAGGUAAUCAGAACAACUUCGCGAACAAAGAGCAGUGUCAAGACUUCUGUUUGAGUGCAGGUUGCGAGGCUGGAGAGAUCGUUAUCAAGGAGCCUGGAACAUCACAUCCUCUUUACUGCGAUAUCGAAAUGAAGAACAGCUGCCCUAGCGCUGCGCAGUGUCGUUUCAAUAAUCUUUUAUCGACAUCAGUCUGUUGCGGAUUUCAAGCAACAGGUAUGCCACUUUCUCUGUUUUCCUGAAG
Molecule: messenger RNA, 866 nt
Organism: Strongylus vulgaris
Lineage: Eukaryota; Metazoa; Nematoda; Chromadorea; Rhabditida; Strongylidae
Source: the annotation of a GenBank genome assembly